Molecule: messenger RNA, 1053 nt
Organism: Arthroderma uncinatum
Lineage: Eukaryota; Fungi; Ascomycota; Eurotiomycetes; Onygenales; Arthrodermataceae
Product: G2-specific serine/threonine protein kinase
Exons: 1
Coding region: 1-1053 (350 amino acids)
Biological process (GO): protein phosphorylation
Molecular function (GO): protein kinase activity; ATP binding
Source: RefSeq, a predicted model, not a curated record
AUGUCUUCUUCUUCUUCUACCUUUGAUAGAGUCAAGCGUGCCAAGGAGGCAGAGGCUUUGCGUACACGUCUAGAGUCUUUGCAGGCUCUGGAGGGUGCCUAUCCAGAAUUUGAGGAGAUCGUCCACCAUAAUCUGGACCACAAGUACAAUGUGGUAGUUGAACUCCGUCCUUAUAGUGGAGGAUACAACAAGGCCAUCGAUAUUGUCUCGCGCAAGCCCGACGGUCUCGUCUGCAUCCGCAAGAGCUUCUUGAUCUGCAGCAAAGCCAAACCUAGACGCUGGCUGAGAGAGGUGAAAGCAACUCGUGCCAUGGACCAUCCGAACGUCGAAAAAUACCUGGAGGCGUCCAUCAGUCCAAGAAAGGCCGAGAUCUUCCUCGAGUUCUGCGACCUAGGUACCCUAGACUACUUCAAGCAAUGGAUGGCAACCACUGAGGCCCCUAUCCCUGAAGCAUUCCUCUGGCACGUCUUUAGACAGUUGAUUCGUGCACUCAGCUACAUGCAGACCGGACUUCGCAAUGAUAGGGACAUCAUCAACGAGGAUGUGCCUGAUAAGAAUGGGUGGAAUGCCAUCUUACAUCGCGACAUCAAGCUUGACAAUAUCUUCAUCAAGUCGCCAGAUGUCGCUGGAGAGUACCCCAUCAUCAAAUUCGGCGACUUUGGGAUGAGCGUUUCCAAGAAAGAUUUAAAGAUGCCGUUUGCUACCUCCGGCACUGAGGGAUGGAUGGCUCCGGAGUUCCCCAACUGCAGCAAGCGCAGCGAUGUCUUCUCUGCUACCGCCGUGAUUCAAUGUUUGUCUGUUGUGAACUGGUGUGGAGCAGACCCAAUGGGCGGGGUCGGGGAGACAUACAGCGAAGACUUGCAUAGCUGCGUGCUGGCUGGAAUGACAAAGACCAAAGCUGAUCGCCCUCGCAUCCGCGAACUGGCACGUCUCGUUUACCCUGUUGAUCUGCCACCAUUCGAAGCUGUCCCCAAUGAAGCAUUCGUUCGUCUUCUGCCACCGAGAGAGGAUCGAGCAAUUACUCCGUCCCAGCUUCUCCGGUCCUACCGUUAG